UGCUAUAUACACUCAAUACUUUCAUACAAAAAUUUUCAAGUUCUUCGUUUGUCGUUAAAGUGUAAUUAGAUAUUUAAAUGAUGAUAUCAAACUUUAUCAAACAGUGGUUUAUUCAGAUUAAUUUAUUUUGUAUAUUUAUUUUACAAACUAUAAGUUGUGAAAAAUUAAAUGCUCGCAUUUCAUUAAAAGUACAAGGAAUGGGUUUUCAUAGAGAUUUAAUAUAUCAAGUACACGUUGAUCAAUUUAUAGAAGAAUGUUACGUAGCUAUUUAUUUACAACUUCCAUCUGCUUUGUAUGCUAAUAUCAAUGAAUUAACUCAUUUAAGGAGAUUUAAUAUUAAUACAAUAUGUGUUCAUGAAAAGGCUAACAUUGAGUUAUUUGCAGAAAAAGCACGAAUACAAAAUGUAAUUAUUUGUUCAAGUUUAACUCGUGUAGGGUGUGCUUUAAAACUUCCAAUACAUCAACGUUAUCAAUAUGCUAAUGAUAGUAAUAAAUAUAUGAAUAUUACUUUACUAAACCCAAUAUUGCUAUUAGGCUGUAGAAAAAAAAUUGAAGGCUAUAGAGUUUCUAAACUUGAUUUGUGCUUUCCAUGUGUAACAAUUGUACCUAAAUGGAGAGAGAUUCCAUAUGUCAUGGAUAAGAAAGAUCUAUGGACAAUACCAGUUGGUGAGACAACUAUGUUAUAUCUAGUAACUUAUAUUACAUUUUUAUUAACAAUAUUAUGUACACUAUAUCUUAUACAAACAAUUUGGAAAUCUGUACCAAAGCAACAUCUAAAACAUGAAUGAAGUUUUAAACAAA
Messenger RNA from Frieseomelitta varia, 801 nucleotides. Its product is annotated as phosphatidylinositol-glycan biosynthesis class X protein-like. The transcript has 4 exons. Gene Ontology annotation, cellular component: endoplasmic reticulum membrane. Bases 78 to 788 code for a protein of 236 amino acids. The record is from RefSeq and is a predicted model, not a curated record. NCBI's taxonomy places the organism in Eukaryota, Metazoa, Arthropoda, Insecta, Hymenoptera, Apidae. Gene Ontology annotation, biological process: GPI anchor biosynthetic process.